Cryptomeria japonica (Japanese cedar) is the source of this 1465-nucleotide messenger RNA. Its product is annotated as DNA-directed RNA polymerase I subunit rpa43. Gene Ontology annotation, cellular component: RNA polymerase I complex. Lineage: Eukaryota; Viridiplantae; Streptophyta; Pinopsida; Cupressales; Cupressaceae. The record is from RefSeq and is a predicted model, not a curated record. Gene Ontology annotation, biological process: DNA-templated transcription initiation. The coding region runs from base 331 to 1281 and encodes 316 amino acids. The transcript has 7 exons.
GAUACCUACUAGCGGCUUAAGAAACUCGUUUGCUCAGUUGUGCCUCGAGAAGUGCUGCAAAUUAUGUUUUGGACGGUUUCGUUACUUUCUCUGAAUAUAGUCUCAGAUCAAGACCAACUUCCGUCGUAGCUACCAUGUGACCUAUAAUCGGUUUUUGUUAAUUUUUCAUUUCAAUAAGUUUUCUAUGUGGUUGAAGUCAAAUUUCUGCCAGAAACAGAAUAAGAUUUAGAAGAGGGUUUUGCAAGGGAGUAUCAACUUGGCAAUUAUUCACAAGCACCUUCAUCAUUUGUGACGAGUGUGGUUGCUGCAAGAACACCUGUAAAAAGAGAAAUGGAAGGUUUAAGUGUGGCAAAAGCCACACUAUCAGCUUUUCUGCAUCCUUCUCGAAGUGCUGAUGUGGAAGAGGGAGUCCUUCAGCUCCUUAGUUCGCUGCUUUUGCGGUAUAAUGAGGAGUUUGAUGGGGUAGUCUUGGCUUAUUUUGACAUUAAGGUCUGCGACUGGACUCCCAAGAUACUCUCUGGACUCCAUCCCUAUCUUUCCUUGAAACUAAAGGCAAAACUACUACUUUUCUCUCCCAAGCCUGGGAUGCUUCUAGAAGGUACAGUGAACAAAGUUGAAAAGGAUUACAUGGGGGCCAUUGUACUGGGCAUCUUCAAUGCAGCAAUUGCAUUUUCAGAUAUACAUGAAGAUUUCAGUUAUCAGGAUAACGUUAAUGGCACCCCCUUCUGGGCGAGCACCUCUAAUAAUCAUGUAAUUAGACUUGGGAGCAAGAUAAAAUUUGUUGUAAAAAGCGUGCAAGAGGAGUCCUUUCUGGACAUCUGUGGGUCUUUGAAGCCUCCAAACACUGGCUGUGUCAACUGGCUACUAUCCUCAUUGGAGAAUAUUCCAGCGUUGGAUUCGGAGAGGAAAAAGCAAAAAAAUGAGAAGAAAAGAGAAAGGAUAAUAGAAAAUAUGGGUGAUGAAGUUAAAGAUGAUAGCCCAUCUAGGAAAGAGCUUCGUGCAGAUUAUAUUAAUGAAAGUGAAUACAAACAGAAAUCAAAAAGUAAAAGAAAGGAUAGAGAUACUGAAAUCAGAGAUGGAAGCAAAGAUAAUAAAGAAUUUUCUGCAGAGCAUUUUUAUGAAAGAGAUCAUAAGCACAAAUCCAAAAGAAAAUUAAAUGCAGAUAUUGGAGCCAAAGAUGGUGGCAUGGUUAGUAAUGAGUUUCCUGCGGAUCAUUUUCAUGAAAGAGAACACAAGCAUAAAUCGAAAAGAAAAAGAGACGCAGGAGAUGCAAUUAUGUAAUUAUUAUUUGUAAAUUGUUUGAUCUCAAGAAAUCACUUCGAGAGACUUCCCUGAUUUUUUCCCCUUAUUAUUUGAUAUAAUAUCGGCAAGAUUUUGAGAAUAAAAUAGUUUGAAGCGCUUUUGAGUUUCCAAGAAUUGUGCUAUACCAUUCAGUUAAUGCAAAACUUGUAGCUGUGACUUGAAU